GCUUAGUGUGUAACUGAUGGCUACUCCGACCAUUGCAAAAGAGACUUCUGUGUCCGAAGCCAAAUCGCUACCCCAUAACUCUGAUGUCAAACCGUCCCCUGACACCAAAGAUACAAUCGAUAUAGAACAUGUUCCAGUUAACGAUGAUCCACGUCAAUGGAGUCGUACCAGAAAAACCGUAACUUUGUGCAUUGUGUCCCUGGCUACAAUGGUGUCUGCGUUAGCGGGUAACAUUCAAAAUCCCUCGAACCUUCUGAUAGCAAAAGAUCUACACGCGACAAAUGAUCAGAUCAGCUGGACAUUAGCAGCGUUCAUGCUCAUACAAGGCAACUUUCCACUAAUAUGGAGUGCUGUAGCUGAGAUUACAGGCCGCAAGGUCGUCUAUUUGAUGUCUUCAGCUUUAUUUGUAGUAGGGAGUGCUGUCCUAGCACUUUCAAAGACCAUCGAGGUGAUGAUCGGCAUGCGAGCACUUCAAGCAGCAGGAUCAAGCGCUUUCUUGGCUAUUUCGGCUGCGACCAUGGCCGAUAUUUACGAGACUUAUGAACGCGGGACCAUGAUGGGCGUCUUCUAUGCUGCACCCCUUUUAGGACCCGCACUUGGCCCUAUAAUCGGCGGGUCAUUGUCACAGGGCUUCAACUGGCGUGCAAGUUUCUACUUCCUGCUGGUCUGUGGAGUAAUCAUCUUCCUCUCCUUCCACAUCCUGUUCAAGGACACAUACCGAUGUGAACGAAGUCUCACAUAUUGCUCUGCCCUGCAACGACGUCUUGCCUCCCAAGAACCUGUUCGGCGUCCCAGCGAGUCUACCAUCGUCGAAUCCGAGUUUAGCGAGAAUCAACCACAUGAUAAGGACCUUGAGAAGCAGUUCCAACUCCCGGUUAUUCCAGAGGAGACUCCAUCAGCGACCCAUACAAUAGGGCCAGACGAUAUUAGGCUAUCAAUAAAGGACAUAAACCCCUUUCCCCCAUACUUUCAAAUUUUGUCGCGAAAGAAUAACGUUCUAAUUCUUAUUCCUAAUGGACUUAUCUUUGGUUUCAACUAUUGUCUAUCAUACACGUGCGAACGCACUCUCGCCAAUGCGUAUGGUUAUAAUGCGCUAAGCGUUGGCAUGGUCUUGCUUUGCCUGGGCAUUGGGAGUAUCGCUGGGAGUAUAAUUGGUGGGCGUUGGUCUGACCGGGUGGUUGGGAAGAUGAAGGAAGCAAACGGAGGACAGUGGUACGCAGAAAUGCGAUUAGAGAGCUCGAAACUGGCGAUGCUGUGGCUACCCCCAUCUAUCAUCGGUUAUGGCUGGAUGUGUGAUAAACAUCUCAAUGUAGCUGCCAUUUGCGUUAUGCUUGUCCUUGUUGGAUUCACAUCUAUAUGGAUGUACGCAAGUACAUUAGCGUACCUUGUUGAUGCCAACCCUGGUCGCUCGGCCGCAGCAGUGGCCACGAAUAGCUCGUUCCGAGGAACCCUGGCUUUUGUUUCAGCUAUAAUUGCUGUACCACUUCAAAACGCCUGGGGAGAUGGCAUAUUGUUCACGGCAUGGGCUUGCGUCUUGGCUGCUGCUGAGUUACUAAUCAUAAUAGUGGUGCACAAGGGAGAAUCAUGGCGCAAGGAGAAUGAGGAGAAUGAGCGUAAAAUGCUAAGUAAAUGAAUAUUCACUUUCGAUAUUGUUAGACAUAUGUGGAGCAUGCAGGGCAGGCCUAUCUAGUUAGUUGCAGAGCGAUAGAAUCAAGUAUAUGUAACCGAA
Suillus subaureus is the source of this 1729-nucleotide messenger RNA. Its product is annotated as MFS general substrate transporter. NCBI's taxonomy places the organism in Eukaryota, Fungi, Basidiomycota, Agaricomycetes, Boletales, Suillaceae. The transcript is spliced from 10 exons. Gene Ontology annotation, biological process: transmembrane transport. Gene Ontology annotation, molecular function: transmembrane transporter activity. Bases 17 to 1633 code for a protein of 538 amino acids. The record is from RefSeq and is a predicted model, not a curated record.